AUGAAGCCAAGUGAAGAAUUUCGUCACCGGCUUGCUGUUUUCUUACAGGCGGCAGAGGCGGCAGAAGCAGAGGUCGAGGCAAUCAUGAGAGAAGAAGUUCUAUGUCGUGCGCUAUUGGACCCCGAAGGUGAAGCCAGAAGACGGCGAAUUCAGGCUCGGAAGCUGCGCCGAAAAGGCCUUCGGUGGAACUUUGCUGGGCGAUCUGCAAAAGCAUCCAAUGACCGUUUUCGAGAGCACGAGGUUGACCUGGAAUCCCGACGGAAGCUUGCCUUCCGCUCCCGGAGAUUUCGAGGUCAAGCAGAAGACCAGGGUGAUGAGCGGCAGCUUGGUAACCUCGCAAAGCAACGUGAGGUGGUGUUGGGACUCACUCCAAUGCAGGUGCAAGGUGAGCAGAAGGGGCUUGAGGGCAGCAAAGCCAGCCAGAGCAAGGCGCAAAGACCUCGCCCGAGGGGAGGGCGGAUGCUGAAACGACGUCGGUUACCGCCGAUUGAUUUUCCUGAGCUACCGAUUCUUAUUGCUGACCAUGAAGACCAA
Cladocopium goreaui is the source of this 534-nucleotide messenger RNA. The record is from the annotation of a GenBank genome assembly. Lineage: Eukaryota; Dinophyceae; Suessiales; Symbiodiniaceae.